Messenger RNA from Suillus clintonianus, 258 nucleotides. RefSeq lists its product as uncharacterized. Lineage: Eukaryota; Fungi; Basidiomycota; Agaricomycetes; Boletales; Suillaceae. The record is from RefSeq and is a predicted model, not a curated record. The transcript has a single exon. The annotation marks the transcript as partial.
UUUACUGCAGUACUCUACUUCUUCGAAGCCCAUCUGGAAUCUGGUCAACCACCUGUAGCUCUUGCAGUAGUUUCCGUCUACGGUCCCCCUGAUCCUGCACUCCUGGAAUCUUCAUCAUUCACUGUGUGGUCAUGUGAGUAUCACGGCGAGGGUGCACUUGCAGUCAUUCCAGUCAGAUGUAUCAAAGCCGUUGUCGCAAUGGUCCCACAUUCACUUCGAGGACAAAACCAAUAUUUCGUUGUUGAGAAACCUGGUUGA